AUGAAGGCGACGCGCCCGGCGUCCGCGUCCGCGUCCGCGUCCGCGCGGAAGCCGUCGACGUCUUCGCCGUCGAUGUCCGCGGGGCCGCGUCGGCCGUCCACCGCGGGCCCGCGCCGCGCGGCGCGACGCAGCGCGCCGCCCGCGCCGCUGUCCUUCUCCCUGCCCGAGAUGCCGCCGCGCCCCGCCGGCGGUCUCUCCGAGGCGUCGAGCCGCGCGACGUCGCCGCGCGCGACGCGACGCGCGACCGACGCGUCCACGCACGCCGAGAUCGUCGCCGCGCUCGAGGCGCUGGAGCCCGCGACGUUCGCGCGGCCGCCGCUCGCGGCGACCGAGCUCGAGCGUCUCCGCGAAGAGUUCGACGCGCUUCGCGACGGCGGCUCGGACCGCCUCCGCGGCGACCAAGUCGUCGCCGUGCUCCUCGCCGCGGGCCUCGAGAAGGCGACGCUGAAGAAGAUAUGGGCGCUCGCGGACUGGGACGAGGACGGGCAGAUGACGCUCGACGAGUUCGUCGUCGCGAUGUAUCUCGUGGACGGCGCGCGCCGCGGGACGGAGCCCCCGGCGUCGCUGGCGGAUUUGCCCGCGGGGACGUUUCCGUUUCCGUUUCCGUUUCCGGCGGCGUCGGCGUCGGCGUCGGCGACGGCGACGCGCGCGAGGCGGCGCGCGCGCGACGACCCCGACCCGCGCGUGGACUCCCCGGCCGCGCACGACCCUUCGAAUCCGUGGCCGAGGAUCACGCGCGGGGAUCUGAAUCGUCACCGGAGCGUGUUCGACGAGUUGAACGACGACGACGACGACGACUACCUGAGCGGCGAAGCCGUCGUCGACUUGCUGCUCUCCGCCGGGCUGUCGAACGACGUGUGUAAGAAAAUAUGGGACCUCGCGGACGCGGACGGCGACGGCGACAUGACGUGGAAGGAGUUCGUCGUCGCGAUGUACCUCACGGAGCGCGCGAGCGUCGGGCAGGACCCGCCGAACGCGCUGAGCGACCUCCCCGCGGGGACGUUCGACGCGGAGGAAGAGGAAGAGAGGGAGGAGAGCGUCACGCGACCGUCGUUCACGAGUUCGCGCUCGUCCGGCACGGCGAAGCUGCCGCGCGCGUCGCGCGUGAACGCCGACGCCGAGGCCGUUCCUGUUCCUCUCGAAUCCCCGGUCCGGCCGCCUCCCGAGCCGACGCCGACGCUCGCGCCGGAGGACCCGCGGUGGCCGCGCUUGACGGAGAAGGACCUCGCGAAGCACAGGACAACGUUCGAGGAAAUGAAGGCGUCCGACGGCGCGCGCGAGAUGGAGAUGGUCGACGGCGGCGCGAUGGCCGAGCUCCUCGCGACCGCGGGGUUAGAGCAGGCGACGCUGGAGACGAUCUGGGACCUCGCGGACGCGGACGCGGACGGGCACAUGACGUGGAACGAGUUCGUCGUCGCGAUGUAUCUCACGGAGCGCGCGACGGCGGGGCAGCCGCCGCCGGCGUCGAUGGACGAGAUACCCCCGGACGCGUUCGAUCCGGAGUUGCGCGUCGCCGUGGCGCCGCCGCCGGUCGAGCCGGUCGAGUCAGUCGCGCCGCCUUCUCCGCCGCCGAAGGACCCAUCGCCCGCGCCGUCGGUCAUGAGCCCGAGCGAACGCGAGUUCGUGACGCGCUACGACCCGAAAGCGGUCGACGUCGCGGACGUCGACGUCGACGACGACGACGACGACGACGCGCGGCGGUCGACGCCGCCGCGCCUCGGCGCGGUCACGGUGGUGACGCGGAAAAAGAACGGCGUCGUCAACGUCGUCGGCCCCGUCGUCGGCCCCGCGGCCGUCGCCAGAGAGAAGGUGGCGUCGUCGCCCAAGUCGCCGACGAUACCGACGACGCGGGGGUGGCCCUACCGCGUCCGCCCGCCCGUCGGCGACGCGAUUCUCUCGCUGGAGAUCGGCAUCCACGCGUCGUCCGCGCGGCCGGGGAAGACGACCGCGACGCUCGUGUUCCGCGAGGGCGAGGUCGCGAGGGAGGUCGCCGCGACGUUCUGCGACACGCACCGGCUCCCGAAAGGGACGGAGAGGGACGUGACGGCGUUGUUGUUGGAAGCGUUGCGGCGGCACGUGGACGCGUCGAGGUACGAGGAGACGAUCGAGGGGUACUGGCGGCCGCCAGGGCACAAGCUGACGCGGCGGAGCAGCGUGACGAAGAAGCCGCCGAAGUCGCCGUACGAUCCGUGA
Messenger RNA from Micromonas pusilla CCMP1545, 2193 nucleotides. RefSeq lists its product as uncharacterized. The record is from RefSeq and is a predicted model, not a curated record. NCBI's taxonomy places the organism in Eukaryota, Viridiplantae, Chlorophyta, Mamiellophyceae, Mamiellales, Mamiellaceae. Gene Ontology annotation, cellular component: plasma membrane; cytoplasm. The coding region runs from base 1 to 2193 and encodes 730 amino acids. Gene Ontology annotation, biological process: endocytosis; endosomal transport. Gene Ontology annotation, molecular function: calcium ion binding; protein binding. The transcript has a single exon.